AUGACAGCUUCGACAAUGGCGGACACUGCACUCAACUCUGCUGCCAUUAACGAGGUCUCUGAUGUCCUCAAAGACAAACUAAUCGAUGCCGAAUACAAGAUUUGGAAGAAGAAUACUCCUUACUUGUACGAUGUCGUCAUGACACAUGCUCUCGAAUGGCCCAGUUUGACUUGUGAAUGGUUGCCCACCGUCAAGAGUGCUGGACCCAAAACCAACGAACAUUCUCUUUUGAUUGGAACCCACACGGCCGGAGACGAACAAAAUUAUUUAAUGGUGGCUUCUUGCAACUUGCCAAAAGACGAUGUGGUGAUUGACAAUCGGACUCAAAAGGAUGACGGUGGCGACGACGAGGAGGCCGAGCAGGAAGGAGAAAAUAGCGAACCCAAGGCUACCGCUGCAACUAGCGAAGCCAAAGCUGCGGCUGCCUACAAUGAAGAAAAGGGCGAAGUCGGUGGAUUUGGACACGCCUCCUCUAAUAUUGGAAAGAUUGAAAUUCGCAUGAAGGUCAAACAUCAAGGAGAAGUCAAUCGGGCUCGGCACAUGCCUCAAAAUCAUUUCUUUGUGGCCACUCGUGGUCCUGGAGCCGAAUUGUAUGUCUUUGAUUUGUCCAAACAUCCUUCCUUUCCUGCUGAGGAUUCCGUCUUUUCGCCUCAAGUCGUUUGCUGCGGUCACACCCUCGAAGGUUAUGCCAUGGAAUGGUCUCGCCUGACAAAAGGACACCUUUUGUCUGGAAGUGAAGAUACCAAUGUUUGUCUUUUUGAUAUCAACUCCAAUGGUUCCAAUGAAAAGGCUGGCCGACAAGUCAAGCCAUUGUCUACCUUCAAGGGACACACCAAGGUGGUGGAAGAUGUCGACUGGCACUGCAAGGAUCCCCACAUGUGUGCGUCGGUGUCAGACGACCGCACCAUUCGCAUUUGGGAUACUCGUGAUCCCACCAAGGCCAUGCAUGUUGUGGAAAGCAAACACGAGGGCGAUAUCAACAGCAUUGCUUUCAAUCCAGUGAACGAAUUCCUCUUUGCGACGGGGUCGGCCGAUUCGACUGUGGCCUUGUGGGAUUUGCGGAAUUUGGAAAAACGCACCCAAACGUUGUCGGGACAUACCGAUCAGGUGUACAUGGUCAACUGGGCUCCCCAUGAUGAAUCCGUCUUGGCGUCUUGCAGUGCCGAUCGACGAGUGGGUCUCUGGGAUUUAUCGCGCAUUGGUGCCGAACAAAGUCCAGAAGAUGCUGAAGAUGGACCACCGGAAUUGCUCUUUUUGCAUGGAGGACACACGGCCAACGUCUCUGAUUUUUCGUGGAAUGCCAAAGAUCCUUGGACCAUUGCCAGUGUAUCUGACGAUAAUGUGCUACAAGUAUGGCAUCCAGCAGAAGAAAUCUAUGCUGGUGAGGAGGAAGAAUACGAUAGUACUGGAGAAGGGGAAGACAAAAUGCUAGGGGAUGAUGACUUGGAGUAG
This is a messenger RNA of Cylindrotheca closterium, 1452 nucleotides long. The record is from the annotation of a GenBank genome assembly. NCBI's taxonomy places the organism in Eukaryota, Bacillariophyta, Bacillariophyceae, Bacillariales, Bacillariaceae.